GCCCUGUCACUCGAGGAAAUGGUGACUGGCAACACCGCGUGACUGGUUGACCCUGGUGACCCAAACACUGGACCGGUGUGGGGCCGUGGGCAGUUACCAGAUAGCGCUCUUUUCCCAUACUGCUUAUCUCGUUAUCUUAGGGUGGCAUGUUGAUCGGUGUGGCUCCGGGGCACCUUUGACUGGCGCGGUUCAUGGUCACUGGUCACUGGUCACCGCCUCGCUCAGUCAUCCCUCAGCCAGCCAGCAGCCCCCAGGAGCGGCCGCCUUCGCCUUGCCACUAGUUGCCGUGAAGGACAGACCACCAAGAUGAAUGAGUAUAUAAUGGAAUUGGUGGCAAUCUUCAGCACCACCACGCUGCUGGGCAUGGGCAUUGCUGCUCUCCUCAAGAUGUUCAACCUCCCCUUCAUUUGGAUGCACCCAGUGGAGAAGGACAGCAAGCGUCACGGUGGGGAGUUGGUGGCCGAGGUGCUGAAGUCCCAUGGUGUGCGGCACAUUUUCACCCUGCCUGGGGGCCACAUUUCCCCCAUUGUGGUUGCUGCAGAGAAGCUUGGUAUCCAGAUUGUUGACACCCGUCAUGAGGCAGCAGCAGCGUUUGCAGCUGAUGCUGUGGCUCGCAUGUCUGGAACUGUGGGUGUGGUGGCAGUCACGGCUGGUCCGGGGCUUACCAAUGCUGUCACUGCCAUCAAGAAUGCUCAGAUGGCACAGAGUCCUGUACUUCUCAUUGGAGGUGCCUCAGCAUCUAUAUUGAAGGGACGUGGUGCAUUACAGGACAUAGAUCAGAUGUCACUCUUCAAGCCACUUUGUAAAUUGUGUGUCACAGUGACUUGUGUGAGGAAUAUUGUGCCAACAGUACUGAAAGCACUGCAAGAGGCACAGUCUGGUACCCCUGGACCGGUGUUCAUUGAGUUUCCCAUUGACGUGCUGUAUCCUUACCACAUGGUGGCCAAGGAGAUAGGAGUGAAGUCUGAGGCCAAGUCUAUCAUGCAAAGAAUAGUCAACUGGUAUCUUGGGAACUACCUGGACAAUCUGUUUGCUGGGGCAUGGGACCCUCAAGACACAAAGCCACUCAAGGUCAACAUUCCAUUUGCCUCGACUGACAUGGUGAGUCAAUGUGUGGAGAUUGUGUCCCGCAGCAAGAAGCCGGUGAUCUUGCUUGGGAGUCAGGCCACUCUCCCACCCACCCCUGUGGAGGACCUGCGUCGUUCCCUGGAGAGUCUUGGCAUCCCUUGCUUCCUAGGGGGCAUGUCACGGGGCCUGCUGGGACAGAAGAGUGCUAUACAGAUGAGGCAGCGGAGAAGAGACGCCCUGAAGGAAGCUGACAUGAUCAUCCUUGCUGGUGCUGUGUGUGACUUCAGGCUGUCGUAUGGCCGAGUGCUGGGGCGACAGGCCAAGAUCAUUGCUGUCAACAGGAACAAGAAAGAACUGUACAAGAAUUCAGACAUGUUUUGGAAGCCUCGUGUGGCAGUCUUGGGAGAUGUGGGAACCUUCCUCAGAGAUCUUUCAGCAGGUCUGGCUGGCUACCAGUGUGAUGCUGAUUGGCUGUCAACACUGAGGGAGAGGGAUGAGACCAAGGAGGUUGCCAACAUGAAGAUGGCAGAGGAACCAACAGAAGUUCACCUGAAUCCCAUGAAGGUGUUGACUGAGCUGGAGGAACUGUUACCUUCCAAUGCAGUGCUGGUGGCUGAUGGAGGGGACUUUGUGGCCACUGCUGCCUACAUCCUAAGACCACGAGGCCCACUGACAUGGCUUGACCCUGGAGCAUUUGGUACUCUGGGUGUGGGUGGAGGGUUUGCCCUGGGUGCCAAGCUGUGCCGGCCAGAUUCACAGAUUUGGAUCAUAUAUGGAGAUGGGUCGCUGGGUUAUUCCCUUGCAGAAUUUGACACAUACACACGGCACAAGACUCCAGUCAUUGCUCUUGUGGGCAAUGAUGCAGGGUGGACUCAGAUUGCCCGAGAGCAAAAACCCAUGCUUGGCUCCACUGUUGGUUGUGACCUGGCGCAUUGUAACUACCACAUAUCAGCAGAGGGACUGGGUGCUAAAGGCGUCCUCAUUGGCCGCAACGAUGACAUCAAAAGCAAGCUAAAAGAAGUUCAGAAGCUCUAUGCAGAAGGUCACUCUGUUUUGGUCAAUGUUAUGAUUGGCAGCACAAAGUUCAGGGAAGGCAGCAUAUCUGUCUAGCUUAAUGUUUUCACAAUGGAUUACAGUGGCACAGGUUGAUGAGAAGUACAGGAAGGUCAUUGUGAAGUUCUUGAUCUCCCUCACAGAGUAUGCCACAAGUAAAUCUUGUAUUCAUGGUGGAAUUGCACUGCUUGAAAAUCAGCAGACUGAGUGUAUUGGAGUGGAAGUAGUGUUGAGAAGUAAUGUAUAAUGAUAUAUUACUCUUAUGACUUUUUCUGGGUGAGGCUGAGAACUUUAGAAUGAUUUAAUAAGCACUGCUGCUACAUCAACCAUUAGUGGUGCUGUCAGUGUUUGUGUGAGCAGCAUGGUAAUGAGACUCCUCUAUUGUAUGUUUAAAUCAAUACCUAACGUCACUGAGUCUUCAACAUCAUAUAAAUGCAGUUCAGAAAUAUGUUGUUCUUUGUGUGAGUGAAAUAUGCAAAAGUAGAAGAUAUUUAUUCUUUUAAAAUGAUUGUUUUAUUUGUAUUAUAAUGUUAUAAUUCAUUACUUUAUAUGAAAAAAUAGUAUCUGAGAAUGGUUGUACAUUGUGCUACACUCGAGUUUCAGUCUGCCUGGGCUUGGGAACACACACUCCAUAUCAGCACCGGAGGGGAGUUGGUGCUGUGUCUGAUAAAUAAUUCCCUCAAGGUCAUGGGAUAGGUGUGUUCCUUGCUCACCUUGAAUGCAGCUCUGUUGUGACUUCAUCCUCUUGCUUGGUUGUAUCAUAUCACAACUUGAGUGGUUUGGCCAAAAGUUAAAUACUCAUUUGGACUCAAAACUUUAAUCUUUGGACUGUUGUGUGGGUGGCAAGUACAACGAAGUUUUCCUGGUUGUCUAUAAUGAUGAUUUGGAAAAAAAUCUGAAUUGGAAGUUCCUAAAUUUAGGUUUUGCUUCACAUCAUAAAGGUUUGACCAGUGCAUUUUAGUAAAACUUACAUAGGUGAACAAUUUUAUAAGAUGACUGGAAGCUCUUAUGGUUGACUCUAAAAGUACAUGACAAUUAACAAAGUAAAAUUUUGAUAUGUAUAUACCUUUGUAUAUACAAGAGUAUAUAGAAAAGUCAACAAUUCAUCCAUAUUUUUGGUUGAUAGAGUGAAACAGCAGGUAAGCUUCAUUGCUGGACCAUGGAUUGAGAUUGACAUCCAUUCCUUCUCCAAGAAGUCACCCAAAGACUGAUAUCUAGUGAGACAAUAAAGAGAAAAGGAAAAUACCUACUUAUUCAUUAUUUUCAUUACAUGAUACAUUAUUGCUGUAUAUCAGUAAACUUGGAGGAACAUUUGAGGUGAAUUUACUCAAGUGGUCCUGCAUACACUGUCCAACACCCAUUGUACAGGCAAAGGCAACAUUUAUUUGCCUUCAUGAGACAUAUAUGAGUGAUAUUUAUACAUGCACAUACAAUUCUCUGAAAUGGAUAAAUAAAUGUUUUGCAUAUUUUAUAGUGAAAUAUAAACUUUUCUCCCAUC
Molecule: messenger RNA, 3619 nt
Organism: Portunus trituberculatus (swimming crab)
Lineage: Eukaryota; Metazoa; Arthropoda; Malacostraca; Decapoda; Portunidae
Product: 2-hydroxyacyl-CoA lyase 2-like
Exons: 14
Coding region: 307-2178 (623 amino acids)
Biological process (GO): L-valine biosynthetic process
Cellular component (GO): acetolactate synthase complex
Molecular function (GO): magnesium ion binding; acetolactate synthase activity; flavin adenine dinucleotide binding
Source: RefSeq, a predicted model, not a curated record